Amoebophrya sp. A25 is the source of this 1807-nucleotide messenger RNA. The record is from the annotation of a GenBank genome assembly. Lineage: Eukaryota; Dinophyceae; Syndiniales; Amoebophryaceae.
UCUACUUGAUUAUUUUUAUGUCACUUUUUUUCAAAUGAUAGCGACAGGCACAAUGCAGAGGACAUUUCUUCACUUAAAUAGUUACUUUUAACUGCGGAGCUCGGUGGAUAGUACGUCCUCGCGAAGUCAUUUCCUGAGGCAGUACUUGAGUAGAUACCAUUUGUCUGUAAAAUUUGACUUUUCUGAAAGUUGUUGUAUUAGCAAACAAUUUAACUAUCGCUAGUAAUAUGCAGAAAAUUGACAAAAAUGAGCGAACAACAGACGAAACUCUCGAAGGGGCAGAAGAAGAAGUUGAGGCAAAAGACAUUCCGUGCCUCGAAUGCCGAAUUUCCCUCACAGAGAUACGCCUUGGCAGAUCUGGAGAAUUUCACAUGUAGCUCAUCGUCAUCAACGAAGCGACCUCUCGCUCUAGCAGUUCAGAGCCUUUACGGCUUAUUUCCACCUCCUGCUCCGUUGCUUGACGGGGAAGGCCAGGAUUUCAGGCUUGUUCCAUGCGUGCGAUGGGCCCUGCUUGCUGGAGAACAGUCCGAGGCGAGAUGUGAAGCUCCGACGGCAAGCACUAUGCGAUCAGACAACUCGACUGGAUAUGGCUUUUCGUCGAGCGUGCCGCCUCCGGGACGGCCCUUAUCCGAUAUCGUAGACCGACUAAGAGGGCUUUUGACUGAUAGCGGCCUGACUGAAGACGAGGCCCGCUUUGGUGGCUUGAUAGAACGAGUUGCGAGAAGGAACUUUUCAACUACUUCAUCGCUUGGAAGUCGCGGCCCUGGUCUUUCCGGACAAUCACGUGCCUCGCCUUACGGCAGCUCAGGCAGAGAAAAUAUGUUGGGUUCGACACUUCGUGGCCCAAUGUCUAGUGGGGGUGCCUCAAUGCCUAGCAACAGCAGCACCCAGGAAGGGACCUUCUGUGUGGGUAAGCUAGAGAUGCUUGACGCAGUGCUUCCGCUGCGCGUCCUGCGGUCCGGUUUCGUUUUUCGAAGUUCUUAUCUGAACUGGGGCACGAAUGGAAGAUUACUCGAGUUGGUAAUCGAAUACGAGAAGGAACCACCUACAGCAGUAGCUCCUGCGACAACCAAUCAUACCGGAGAACCUGGGGCUACGCCUAGUGCUCAGCAAGAAAAACAACGCCUGACAGCAGAGGUUCACUUUGAUCUGAAACAAGGUUCGCAAAUUAUGGCACAGGGAGGUGAAUCCUCCUCCAGCAGUACUUCGUCGUCAAGCUCUUCCUCGUCACAACAGCCUCAUCCAAGUAAUGCUGUCCUCGACUCCUGGACUGUUUACGGUGUGACUUUACAAACCGCGACGCGAGACAUGGCUACGUGCGUUUUAGACGGUAGGAAAGUCUGGAUUUCCUGUCCGCAUACUUCACCAAGUGGAGAGGAGAUAACGGCUUUUGCCACUAAGUUUGUCGAAUCGUACUUGUUAGCGAAAAGUCGCGCGAAGCAAGUCCCGAUAACUGCUCGUGCUUCAGCACAGAGCAGAAGUUUUAGCUGGAUUCAUGAUGAUGGUGAAGAUGCAUUAGCCCUCGAUGAAAGCGACAUCAAAGAUUCGAACAUGAAUGAUCCGGGUCCUCCUGUGGAGUCCUCCUCUCCACCUGCGUGCAGUGAUGGAAACGCAGGCAGGGGUUCAGCGGAACAGGUAAUGGACGCGUUCUCGGACUCUGAAAUUUCAAGAGACGCUGAUGACUUCAUCUCUGACUUGGAGGAUUGAAUUCGAAAUAACGGUAUCCCACUGUAGUAUUUCCUUUUCCAACCUCCUACCUGUACCCUGCACCAAAUUGAGGACCAAAUCAUUUUUCUCGUAAGCAAGG